This is a messenger RNA of Closterium sp. Yama58-4, 969 nucleotides long. The record is from the annotation of a GenBank genome assembly. NCBI's taxonomy places the organism in Eukaryota, Viridiplantae, Streptophyta, Zygnematophyceae, Desmidiales, Closteriaceae.
AUGCGUGAUAAGAGUGGGCGCGCACAGAUGAACAUCAUUUGUAUCAACGACAGCGGCGCGGUUUUUCAGGGUGCGGUCGACUGUAAGGCGGAGACUAAGCAUGGGGCGUUCAUUGUGAGGAUCCUGGAGCCGAUCAUUGAGAAGAUUGGGCCGCAGCACGUCGUCGCUUUUUGUACGGACGGCGGCAGCAAUUACGUGUCCCCCGGUAAGAAGCUGCAGAAGAUCUACCCGCAUCUCGAGAUCGUUCCCUGCGCCACUCACGUGCUCGACCUGUUGAUGGAGGACAUCGGCGGGAUGGAUUGGGCGCAGGAUGUCGUCCCUGUUGCGAACGACAUCAUCUCGUUCGUUCGUAGCUACACGUGGACGCGCGCCUUCCUGCGGUGUCCCGAGCUGCACGGCGAGGAGAAGUCGCUGCGCCCGGCGGGCACGCGCUUUGGGACGAACUACAUCGCUGUGUCGCGGCUGCUCAAGAUUCGUUCGCAUCUGACGCAGAUGGUGACGCACAAAGACUGGGAGGAGAAGGGAGGUAGCACGCAGACUGGAAAGACAUUUGCGGCGUGGGUGAUGAGGCGGACUGAUGGGGAGGUGAAGGGGAGGAUGGAUGAGUUGUACGACAUCAUGCUGCGGCUGACGGAGGACUUGCGGGAGCUGCUGGAGAAGGAUGAUUGUGGGCUCAAGAGGGCGGAUAAGGAGGGGGUGAAGGAGCACUUGAGGCGGCGUUGGGAGAGCUUGGCCUGCCCCCUUCACGUGGUUGGCCGGAUUCCGAACCCGGCCAGACAGGAGGAGGGGAUCUACCACAAGGACGUCGAGUGCAACAGGGUGAUGAAGGCGUGGCUCCAGCGCUCGAAGGCAUUCGUCAAGAAGUAUUGGAAGAGCGGCGGCGACACUAAGGGGACGAUGAAGGCGCUGCAGGAGGGGAUGCUUGCGGUCAUUGAGGGCAAGGGGUGCGCGGGUCUGAGGAGGCAAUAG